UCCCUCAUUCUGGCAAUGAAACGUUGGCAACCCUAGCUCCAGCCAUACACCCCUUUGCAUAUGAUAUCAUGCACAAGAGAUGCGACCAGAGCCACAGAACGGCCACGAAAGCCCUCCAGAGCUCGUUCCCAGCUGGCAUUUGCUGGAUGGGUAUAUCUAUUUUCCUUUUUCUCCCCACACCAAGGGAAUCAAGGCCAGGACAAAAGUACCAUGAAGUGGAAUCUUUUAAUUUUAUUUAUGUUUACAUUUAUAUCCCACUCUUCCUCCAUGGAGCCCAGAACUGCGUGCCUGGCAGCAGGGAGGAAAUUGCUUCCAGUGAAGCAACGGCUGAGCGGAAGCGUUCUCUAGGCAAAGACUACCAUUCCCUUUGUCUGAAGUGCUACCAUUGCAGAAGGCAGCUCAGCCCUGGCCAGCACGCUGAGUAUGAUGACAAGCCCUACUGCACCUAUUGCUAUCUUCAGCACUUUGGACCAAGAGGAACAAGACCACUAUCAGCCAGCUCUUCCUUUACUACAUCUCCUUCUUCUAAGGUUCCAUCUGCAGUCCGAAAGACCUCUUAAAUGUUCUUGCUUUAUUUUGCUGUGGAGUGAUGAUGUACUGAAUAAUGUUCAAGUAGCAAGUUAAACAUUUUAAGAAUUUCAUUUGAUGAAGAAUGUGUAUCUAACAUAAUUAAUAAUGUUAACCAUUAACAAGGAGCCAGCAUGGUGUAGUGGUUAGAGUGACUAGGACCAGGGAGACCCGAGUUCAAAUCCCCACUCAGCAUGAUACUAGCUGGGUGACUCUGGGCUAGUCACUUCUCUCUCAGACCAACCUACUUCACAGGGUUAUUGUGAGGAGAAACUCAAGUAUGUAGCACACCGCUCUGGGCUCCUUGGAGGAAGAGCGGGAUAUAAAUGUAAUAAUAAAACAAACAAACAAACAAACAAACAAACAAGAUUAGACAACUUCCCAAGUAGAGUUACCUUUACUGCUGGUUAAGACAGUAUCUUUGCCAAAAUAUAUGUUAACAUAUUGUAAUAAAUAUUGAUGGGCUGAAUAUAUGUAUAAAUUAUACAUAAAUACAUAAAUAUAUGUAUAAAUGGGAAUAUUCUUAACAGUAAUUUGGCUAAGGGAUAUGCCCAUUUGGUUCAUGUUGACAAUGUACAAUAAAGCUUUGGUGAACAAUUAAGGUUUAUCAUUCUUCUUUGAUAAGCAUUCUUCUAUCAUUAUAUCAUUCUUCUUUUCCAGCAUCGUAUCAUGUAAUCCCAGGCGGGGUGGGUGUGGGGGGUGGGUGGAAGUUGUUGGGAACCCCAACAUUCACCCCAGAGCUACCAACCCAGAACUAUAUGGAAUUCAGGCCUGUGUCUAGUUUAAUUUUAGUAAGACAGGAAUUAAUGCCUGGACUCAGGGUGAAUUGACACCCAGAUCUGCCUGGGUAAUGCCUGGUAAAUGAAUUGUAGAGGCAGGGGUAAUCUAGCAUUGGUUAUCAGUGUUUGUGGAACUCACAAGAGACACAAUGGGUCAGGCUUAAUUACCAGUCUCACACUGCUGGAAUUAACCUGCUGUCCAGUAAUCCCCCUUACCUCACUGACAGGAUGCUUCUGCCUUAGUCAAAUGUGUUGAUUAACUUGCCUCACACAUGUACCCCCUUUUUAUGUUACUUUAAAUAUUCUCUUGUUAUAAUUACACACUAGAUAGAGGUACACAAGAAAUAAUGUAAUUGCUGUCUCACACAAAUAGAACUAAUUCUCUCGCUAACUCCUGACUUUUAACACCUUUUGGGACCAGGCUAGCAAAUCUGGGACAAGAGAAGGGGCCCAUUUGCAACUCAGAGAUGCAGAUUUACUUUGGGCAAUGUCCCCUCCUCAAGAUAGCAGCUAACAGAAGAUGAGAUUAAGAUCUCUCUGGACUGGCUGAAUAAUUAAAAGAUGAUAUCCAGAAGGUAACAGCAAGUUGUCACCUUUUUGGGGACCUAGGAAAAGAUGAGAUUUGAAUAGACUCUGUGAGAGAUCAAAGGAAAAUACAACUAUAAAGAACAGGCUUACUGGACAGAGAGCUGGCAGUCUUGUGCCUACACGCAAUCUUGUGCCUACAAGCAAGAUCUGCUCACGAGCAAUCCCAGAGUUUGCUGCUAAGCCACGGGGCAACAAGCAGGAACUCUGUCCAUGGACAGGAACUGUCUGUGACUUCCACUGUGCAGUGAAAAGUCAAGACUUCCCCAGCUAUGGUGCUCUGACUCUCAGCUGUGCUCUGAGCAAACUGCAUGCUUGAUCCAAAAGCUCCUGUCUCCAGCCAGAAGCCUCGCUCCUUCAGCUGAAAGAUCCACCGCUCUCAAGCCUCUCCUGGUAAUAAAGCCUGGUAAUAUGCUGCCUCUACAAGCCUUGGAUCCCUCCAUCCUUUCCACCUUCUUCUCCUUUCCCCUUGUCCCUCUACUAAUUCCUGAUAUCCCCAACCCAUGCCAGUCCUCAACCUUCCUUACCUCCCCCCUUUCCAUCUAUAUCUGAAUUGCACUAGGCUCUAGGAAGAUUUAAUACACACACAUAUGUUAGUUAGGAACACUGGGUGAAUAUUGAUGCUGGCUAGGGUUGAAAUACUGUUAGUAAUACUGAUAGAAUGUUUUGCUUUCUGCUCAGUUAGAUUGAUGUUGUUAUUCUUUUAUACUCAAUAAAGCCCAUUGAAUCAUU
This is a messenger RNA of Hemicordylus capensis (graceful crag lizard), 2663 nucleotides long. RefSeq names its product cysteine-rich protein 2-like. NCBI's taxonomy places the organism in Eukaryota, Metazoa, Chordata, Lepidosauria, Squamata, Cordylidae. The coding region runs from base 69 to 560 and encodes 163 amino acids. Gene Ontology annotation, biological process: intrinsic apoptotic signaling pathway in response to DNA damage; regulation of gene expression. Gene Ontology annotation, molecular function: zinc ion binding. The transcript has 4 exons. The record is from RefSeq and is a predicted model, not a curated record.